This is a messenger RNA of Mytilinidion resinicola, 2956 nucleotides long. RefSeq lists its product as uncharacterized. Gene Ontology annotation, molecular function: actin filament binding. Lineage: Eukaryota; Fungi; Ascomycota; Dothideomycetes; Mytilinidiales; Mytilinidiaceae. The transcript is spliced from 5 exons. Gene Ontology annotation, biological process: regulation of actin filament polymerization. Bases 201 to 2720 code for a protein of 839 amino acids. The record is from RefSeq and is a predicted model, not a curated record. Gene Ontology annotation, cellular component: actin filament; plasma membrane; cortical actin cytoskeleton.
CGCCCACAGCACACAGGCAUCGUUGCGCGCUGUCGAGUCCAACACAGCCCCGGACUCCCCACGCGCCGUCUGCGGCCACUCUCCUUGUCGACGCUCACCACGCUGUAUACACUCCUCGUCGCUCUCUCCACUCCUCCACUUCCCCCAGGCCCCCUUUCCAGCCAGCUUGCAACCCCUCGGCCGGCUUACGCCUCUCCACCAUGGCCUCCCUCAACACCUCCACCAAUGGCAUCAACAUCAAGCGCAGCUACCAGUCCAUUGUCGACGCUCCGAAGCCGUCCGGAGCUUCCGCCAGCUCUCCUACGUACGGUCAAUGGGCUCUGUUUACCGUCACUGCCCCGCUAGUCAGCGCUUUCCAGAACGAUGGUGGAAAGGAGAGUGUGCUGAAGGUAGAAUCCGUCGCAGAGGGCGAGCUUUCUGAUCUAAUCGAGGAUUUCAACGACGGCCGAAUCCAGUUUGCCUUCGUCAAAGUCAAGGACCCAAACACAUCCCUUCCCAAGUCUGUCCUGAUUGCCUGGUGCGGCGCAGGUGUGCCUGAACGCACCAAGGGCUACUUCGGCAGCCACCUAGGCGUUGUCUCCAAGCUUUUACAUGGAUAUCACGUUCAAGUUACUGCCCGAUCAGACAGCGACCUCACCCCCGAAGGAAUCGUGCAAAAGGUCUCGGAUGCCUCGGGCUCCAAAUAUGCUGGAGGGCCGGCCAUCAGCUCCGGAGGUCCACCGCCACCCGUUUCCUCGAAGCCAGUAUUCACACCCUCGCAGAGUGGAGCUGGCGGACGUGGUUUCAAUCCACUAGGCGCGCGAGCUGCACCAAAGGACACCAACGUGGAUGCAGACGGCUGGGGCUCGGAUGCGCCUCCGGUUACGAGGUCGCAGUUGGAAAAGGUGGAAUCGGCAUACAAACCCACCAAAGCCAACAUAUCCGACCUCACAUCCCAGAAACAGGCACCAUCGAGGUUUAGCGCCCCCCAGCCCAGCCAUGAUGAGAGUGAUGUUGUAAGAGGAGGCUAUCAGCCAGUUGGAAAGGUCGAUAUUGCUGCCCUGCGUCGUCAGGCAAAAGAGAAAGAAGAUCUCAGGCCUGCGCCAGUGAAGGGAGCUUAUGAGCCGGUCGGGAAAGUUGAUAUUGCAGCCAUCCGCGCUAGGGCCCAAGCGCCAUCGGACGCAGCGUCAUCCCCUUCGAAUCUCUCCCCUGCUAUUACUGGAGCCUCUGGUCGAAGUGAGGAAAGCGAUGCGCCCAAGUCGCUGGCAGACCGGUCCGCUGCUUUCAAACAAUCCGAGAGGUUGACCUCGCUGCCAAAGCCUAAAGUCGCAAACAAAUUUGGUGGAUCGAGUACCUUCACAGGCACCAAAGCUUCCGCUCCGACACCGUUUGGAGCGAAACCAGCACCUGCUGCCCCUGUAGGAACUGCCAGCCGUACUUUCGCUGACGAGGGCGGAAAGACUCCGGCUCAACUGUGGGCUGAAAAGAAGGCUCGCCAAGGUGGAGCUCCCUCUGCGCCCUCUCCAGGUAUUGGAGGACCUGCAUCACCAUUGGCUGGCCAAUUAUCUGGGCAAAAGAGCGGUGGUGGUGGGUGGCACAGCGGUUAUUCUGGGAAAUCGUGGGCGCCCGUUCAAACCACCCGCACUGGUCAAUCCGCGGGGAGCAAUUCUCUCAGUCAGCAAAACACUGGAGUCGUCUCAGCCAGCAACACCGGACAAGAGCACACACCAGAGGAGCCAUCGUCUCCCGCCGGAGGGGUCAGUUCCAUCCGUGACCGCUUCAAGGGAGCGGCUCCAAUGGGCGCUCCCACUACACGAGCGGCUCCAGAACCAGAACCAGAAGCACACGCAAUGCCACCACCAAUGGACUUCUCCAGCAAACCCAACGCUGGCCGCGGCAUCCCAAUCCCAGGCCUGCCCUCCCGUCCUUCCCACCAGGAGAUCCCAGCGGAACAACACCAAGCCAUCCCAUCUCCCCCCCGUCACAUCCGCACCCCGUCCCCUGAAUUCGAGGAGCCAGAAGGCUCCCCCAUCCGCAUCGCCAUGCCCGUCGCGCGCGGUGCCUCCCCUGAACCCCUGUCCGCACCAGAAGAGCGCUUCUCGCCUCCCCCAAUGCCCACCCACUCGCUCCAAAAAGCCGCCUCGGCCUCCCGCGACAGCCCCGCCGAACCCAAAGUCGAGUCGCACGACCCCGCCCGCGCCGCCGGCAUUGCGGUCGCCGCCGCCGCUGGCAUUGGUGCGGGCGUUGGUGUCGCCGCCGCCGUGGCCGCGCACAGCGAGUCCCACGGCGGCAAGCGCGCUCUCGUCCAGUACGACUACGAGAAGGCGGAGGACAACGAGCUCGAGCUGCGCGAGGGCGAGUACGUCACCAACAUUGAGUUUGUGGAUGAGGAUUGGUGGAUGGGACAGAAUAGGGCGGGCGAGACGGGGCUGUUUCCUAGCAACUAUGUUGAGCUGGUUGGGGAUGAUGGGGUGGAAGAGGAGGCGCAAGCACCGCCGCAGCCUGCAAGAGCGGUGCAAGAGGAGGAAGAGGAACAUGCGCCAGCCCCGCCGGCUGGCCAUGGUGCGGGGCCCACGGCGACGGCGCUGUAUGAUUAUGAGGCUGCGGAGGAUAAUGAGCUAAGCUUUCCCGAUGGAGCGACGAUUACGGGUGUGGAGUUCCCAGACGAAGACUGGUGGCUCGGCCAUUACGGCGGGAAGUCGGGUCUCUUCCCGGCCAACUAUGUACAGCUGGAUGAGUAGUAGAGCAGUUCAGUUUCUAGAGUAGCUGGCAAGGGACGGAGGUGUGUGGAGAACUUAGUGCGUCAUGUGACUAAAAAGCAAUUCCUCUUCUGCAUGCAAACGGGCGGCUUUUUGAGAUGCUUUACGCGUGCGGUAAGGAGGGACGGGCUUGUAGGAGUGCGAUUUGGGGGGAUAGAGUAGGUGAGAGACCGAACUGAGUCAUGCUUGAAAUGUCACAUUGGGUCACGUGCUGCCCG